Molecule: messenger RNA, 2687 nt
Organism: Electrophorus electricus (electric eel)
Lineage: Eukaryota; Metazoa; Chordata; Actinopteri; Gymnotiformes; Gymnotidae
Gene: mfsd1l
Product: major facilitator superfamily domain containing 1-like
Biological process (GO): transmembrane transport
Molecular function (GO): transmembrane transporter activity
Source: RefSeq, a predicted model, not a curated record
CUCUCGUAAGGCUUCAAAACAGUUACGCUUCUGUAUUGAUCCGGGUGUUUUUCCCACUGAGUGAAACUAAGAAACUAAGGCUAAUUUUGUAGGGGCACGUUUAUUUAUUUCGGCCUCACACGUGAUCACUGGACUGCUGUGGUCCCCGCGAGCUCUCGGGCUGGGGCGGUGGGUCACAGUCCUGCACGCUCGCUCACGUGAAGCCGUCAUGUGAUUCCCAAUGGCGUGACAUGCACGCGGCCGCGGUAGCGCCUCCUGCUCGUGAGAUCGGUAGACCAUCUGGCUCCGCCGCUGUCGUCUCCGUCUCACGUGCAUGGGCUUGAAACUCUGCCGACUGGAAAUCGGAAACGGUGUCCGGAAGCGAACAGCGGAGCAGCGCUGCUGCAGAAGGUGGUAAAUAAAGACACGCGGAUGGCGAGCCCGGCGGAGAAGGCGUACUACCGGUUCGUGGUUCUGUUUUUUAACUGCAUGCUCACGUUCGGCUCGUAUUUCUGCUUCGAUAUUCCGAGCGUGCUGCAGGAGCAGUUCCAAGGGAAUUUGACGUGUCUGAACUCAACUGUGAGCAAUGGAACAAAGUGUGUGGAAGGACUGGGUUUGACCCCACAGGAGUACAACCUACUGUACGCCAUCUACGCUUGGACGAAUGCUGUGGUAGUGAUCAUGGCGGGAUUCCUCAUCGAUAAACUUGGCAACCGCUUCGGCGUGCUCUUCUUCUCCUCCCUGGCAGUGUUGGGGUCCGCCAUCUUUGCGCUUGCUUCUCAUUUCAAAGGGACGUACCUGCUGCCCCUCAUGUUGACCGGACGCCUGCUCUUUGGCUCUGGAAACGGCUCGCUCACCAUCGUGCAGAAUCGUAUAACUGCAUUCUGGUUCCGGGGGAAGGAGCUGGCUUUGGCCUUCGGUCUCACGCUGGCGUUUUCCCGCCUUGGAUCUGUGCUGAACUUCUUCCUCACACAGCGCUUUGAGACACAAUACGGCAUGCAGUGGACACUGUGGGGGGGUACGUUGCUGUGUGUUCUGGGAUUCCUCUCUGCUAUUACGGUCAGUGUCCUGGAUAAGGUGGGCACGAAACAACUGGGGCUGGACGGAGCAAUACAGGAGGAGUCUCGCAAAGUGCGGGUGCGAGACGUCAGACUGCUUUCUCUUCGUUACUGGCUGCUGGUCUUCACCAUCAUGUUCUUUUACAACGGAAUCUUCCCCUUCAUCGCCGAUGCUAGUAAGUUUAUUCAGGAUAAGUAUUCAGGCUACAGCCAGAAGGAAGCUGCGUAUAUUGCUGGAGCUGUUUAUGACAGCUCACUGGUGCUAUCGGCUGCGGUGGGCAUUCUCGUCGAUUACGUAGGGCUGAGGGGUGUGUUUGCGGUCCUGUGUGCGGUGAUGACGCUGCCUGUGUUUGGACUGUUGGCCUUCACGUUUGUUCCUCCUCUCAUCUCCACCAUCUGGCUUGGGGUCACGUACUCAUUUGCGGCUGCAAGUAUGUGGCCCUCUAUACCCCUGCUGGUGCCCCAGGCCACUCUGGGAACUGCGAUGGGUCUCGCCACCUCAGUACAGAUGAUUGGUGUCGGAGUGUCAAACCUAAUCGUGGGACAGAUUCUGGGGAGCAAGACCAGUGAGAUUCCUCUGUGGCGAUGGCAGUGUAUGAUGAUCUUCCUGCUGAUCAACACCAUCAGCUGCGUCAUCACCUCAACCAUCCUGAACAUCGUAGACGGCAAACAGGGAGGUGCUCUGAACAAUACGACAAAGAGAUCAGUGGAUCAGAAUGCAGAUGUCCAGACAGACAGAGAACCACUGUUGAGCGCGGGAGAGGAAGAAAGGACGAACGCUUCUACCUCCAUUAACACAACCUAAGGCUCUUAUCUACUGGAAUUAAUUUAACAUUUUUUAUUUUGAAUGGUGUUGAAGGGAAACAUGCACGCACAUACCCACACAGACAUUUAUGCCUUUAGACAUUGUGUUUGCUGUAGCAUUCUAGAUAUAUAAUGAGAGAGAACUAGAGAGAUUGACAUGUACGCAUGAGGCCUCUGCUCCAGUCAGGUGUUGCGUCAGGUGUGUGGGUGUGCGUGAAGUGUUUGUCCUUCCACGCCGUUUGUCUGGACACCGGCUAGGGCAUUUCUGUUGUGGGUGGGGUCAGGAGUGUGCAGGGCAUUUCUGAUUGGUCGAUGGUGCUAGUGUGUUGCUCCUCAAGGCACAUGUAUAUUUUUGCAAACUGGUCUAGUUAAGCAUAGAACUGUUCCAUACCUGAAUCUGAUUGCAUUCAUUUGGUGCAUCACUAUUUCUUUAACAAUACCCAUGAUGUUUAUUGUUGUUUUGUUAACACAGCACUACAACAUUUCAUCUGCAAUUAACUAGUUAACUAAACUCCAAAUUUUUAAUCUAAGUUCAGAUAAAUGUAAUCUUGCAUAUUUCAGUUUAAUCAGUUUAAUUUCUUAAACUGAAAUGUUGUCUUACCAACCCAGCAGCUUUGAAAUGUACAUCUCUGUACCCCACUGCUUGGGUCUUCCCCUUGUUUUUAAGUUCAAGUUCAAGUUUGGUUUAUUUGUCACAUACAUAGUCAUACACAGUAUAACUCGCAGUGAAAUGGUGGAGAGUGCUCUGUCCAAACUGUGGAAGAGAACCAGGGGUGCAUACAGAAAAAAAAACCUGAUGGAAGCUUUUAUAUUGAAAAUAAACGGUUUUCCCCACCUAUAAAUUCA